Paraglomus occultum is the source of this 1191-nucleotide messenger RNA. The record is from the annotation of a GenBank genome assembly. Lineage: Eukaryota; Fungi; Glomeromycota; Glomeromycetes; Paraglomerales; Paraglomeraceae.
AUGGAACCAGCGGGAAGCCACUACCACUAUGGGCAGCCAGAUGACUAUUCGGCAAAUUACCCGUAUGCCCAAACUUAUAACGUUAAUAUUCCAACUGCACACCAGUUUCAAUCACCACAUUCAACACCUCAUCCUCUAACUCUACCUCAACCUUCACACAACACAUACAUUGCCGAUGGUAUAGAGAGCUACCAAACUCCGCAUACACACCAAGCGCAUACACAGCAUACACAACAGGCACAUACACAGCAAGCACACACACAGCAAAUACAUGCACAGCAAGCAAGUGGCUUUAGCCCGGUGCACAGCCCAAUACACACGCCGAUACAUAGUGUACAUGAAUUACAAACGAAUAUCAGUGAAUCUGAAAUAGCCUUAACAGAAAAACCCGAAAACUUUACCAUUAAGCCAUCGUUGCAGCCUAUAAAGAGUGGUCCCAUAGAUCGGCCAAAAAUACAUGAAGAUCCUUCGCCUAUGUUCAACCCAUCAUCAUGGUCAAAACUGGUCUGGCUCGGGUUUGCUUUCUUGAACAUGUAUACCUUGAUAGCAAGUAUUCUUCUGAUCAAAUUUUAUUAUAGUGAGUUGGGCGGAAACGGCCAAAUGCUAGCUCGUUCGGCUUUUCUUUUAAUAACGGCUUUCGAGUUACUUCCUCGUUUGGUGAACAUUUACCAGAUAAAUAAAUACACCAACCAUUCUCUCAGUUUAAUUGAGGGCUUGGGUGUUCUUCUCGCCAAGAAAGAAGCCUAUCUUCUCAUUGGUCGUCACCAUCUAUCCCAGAGCCAAGUAGAUCGUUUAGGUGUAACCUCCGACAUGAUAUGUUUGUUAUAUAUUUGUUGGCUCGGGUUUGCAUUCGUAUCUAAUUUGGGAGGAUUACGGCAGAGGACUGGAAAAGAAACUGAUCACAAGCUAUUGACUUUGGGUAUCUCACUUUCUGUUGCUAUAAUUUUUUUGGUGGGGAGAAUUAUCUGGCAAAUUAUACAAAUUGCACGGAAUUAUCAUGUGAGGAGACGGAGAAAACAUGAUCUUGAGACGGCCCAGGAUAUAUAUGAUGGGUAUAAUGUUCCCAGUAACGUGGAUAUAGUAGCUAACACUGCCCAUACUGAACAGAAUUCAUAUGGGGGAAGCUUGUUCAGGGCUUGUAUUCUAUGUGUAUUUGACACUGUGUAUAUUUUAAUAGCAAUCGAUGGAUAA